GAUUUUGUUACUGCUCCUUUCAUUCGACGACAUCCCAGUUUCUAUUUGAUAUGGCGGCAAAUACUUGAAUGAAGAUUUGAAGAAGUCAAGCUUUUCGAAGCAGAAAGUUUGAUCAUGGACAAGAAAAUUUUGAGUUUAUUUGACGAAGGGACAGUGGCACCCCUGACUGAGCUCCUAACAGGAAUAUCAGAAAAUGAGUUAACCUCAUUGAUUAAUAACAGAGCUUUGAGGGGAAAGGGAGAUCCAGUUGCCUUGGUCAGAGCUAUAUUAUAUGGCUCUCCAUGUAUAAGUACAGAUAAUGUUCAACGAAGGUUAUUGGUAUAUAAAGUUUGCAUUGGCCUCCUGCAAGGCAAUGAGAUACAGUCAAAGGUAGCAGCAGAGCUUGUUGGACUGCUCAUGCUGGAAGUAGAUAACUUUCCAGGACGCAGUUUAGCAGAAUUAGCUGGAGACUAUGUGGAUUCAAUAAAAAAUGGUACUGCCAGUGGUGGAAAAUCACUUGAGUUGUUUCCAAAAGUGCUAUCAGCCAUAGCCUCUCAAGAAGUGAUAGCUUAUGCUGGAAAUGAAGUAAAGGGUCCUGAAUAUAAAAGUCACAUACUGAACACAAUGUGUGCAAGCAAGUGGGAUCCAAAAAGUGUCAUUCCCCUUGCUACCAUUUUUCGUGACAUCCCUGUCACAUCUGAUGAACUGCAGUUUCUCAUCAACAAAAUAAUGAGAAUGUUCAAGGAUGUGGAUUUUGAUGAACUGCCUCCCCUGGUUUAUCAGCUUUUACUGCUGUCUACAAAGGGCCAUAAACGUCUAGUGCUGGAGGGUAUAUCUAAAUUUUUUAUCAAGCAAGACAAAAUAAGUGAACAGAAAAGAAUAGGGCAAAAAGACGUGAUUGACCUGCUUGAAGAUGACAGCAUGACAGUUGAUCAGCUGAGACAGACAGAAGGCAAUAUCAUUUUACACAUCACAUUUGCUACCAAGCAAGACCAAGAGCUAGGCAGAGAGUUCAUUAAAUAUUUAAAGUCAAACCAACAGUGUUCUUCAGGGGAGGUCCUUGCACCUUUCAAUUUGGCAUUGGCUUUGUCAAUUGCAAGGAUUCACAGGUUUGAGGAACAAAUCUAUGAUUUUUUGAAAGCUGCUAUUCUGAGGAGUUUUAAGGACAGGGAAAGGCAGCAGGAGUCUUGGUGGGUGAGGGAGAUGGUGCCGGUGAAUGCAGAUGUGGCAGAAAUGGUGCUACAGACUGUCAAAAACAGCGUAUUUGGAUGGGACCAUGUAACACAGGGCCUAGUUCAGUUAGGCUUCACACUGAUGGAUGCAUAUGGACCUAAAUCUGCUUUUGGAAAGAUGGAGGUCAAAGCACAGUGUUCUCAUGUCACCCCAAGCCAAAAUGCUUGUAAUUUGGGAGCAAAAAUGCUACUGGAGACUUUCAAGGCUCACGAAGUUGUCAGAGGAGAAAUAUUAGAAGAGAUUCUCAAUAGAGUUAUCACAAAAGCAACUGCUCCUGUUUCCCAUUUUCUAGACCUCUUGUCUGCAACAGUAAGGUCUGCACCCCAGAUUUUACUGGAGUCCUUGCCGAAAGUGCGAGAGGCAUUUGACUACCUGUCAUUUCUGCCUGCCAGCACAGCCUUGGGUCUGUUAAAAGCUGUCCAACCCUUACUGAAACUGAGCGUCACUCUGAAAGACGCACUGCUACUGGUACUGAGAAAAGCCAUGUUUUCCAGACAAAUUGAGUCUCGCAGGAUAGCUGUUGGAGGUUUUCUGCUUGUUCUGAAGCAUUUUAAUGUUCUAGGAGGGCUUCCAUCCAGUCAAUGCAGCCAGGAAAUAUCAUCCAGUCAGGUUCAUGUUGAAGUGCAUUCAAGAUUCAACCAGAGCGGCAAUGAAGCGCUGUGCCUGGAAAUCUUGGGUAACUUGCGGAGGUGUCUCACCCAGCAGGCUGAUGUCAGGCUGAAUUUAUAUGAGGGUCUGUAUGAAGUACAGUGUAGAAACACCAAACUGGGUCAGCCAAUACUGGAGAUGCUGUUAAGCCAGUUAAAAAGAUAUUAUGAAAGUGCCGUGGAUGUUAAUCCUCCUCUGAAACUUGACUUGUGUAUCCAAGCCCAGGGAGACCAAGUUUUUCUAACAGAGCCACUGGCCCAUCUGAUUGCCUGUAUCCAGCAGUGUGUAUGUAAAGUGAGUGAAGUAAGAGGCCAGGAUGAAGAAGAAGAGGAAGAUGGAGGUGCUGAGUCACAGCUGGAGGACAUGUUAGAAUCCAUCACUUGCCGGAUGAUCAAGAGCGAAAUGGAGGAUUUUGAACUUGACAAGUCUGCAGAUUUCUCUCUGACCAGUGGAGUUGGUGUGAAGAACAAUAUCUUUGCCAUCCUUGUGUUAGGAGUGUAUGAAGUCUUGAUAGAGUACAGCUUCAGCACAGGAGAUUAUGGAGUGAAGAAAUUUGAAGAUGUAAUCAGGUUGUACCAGAACUAUCACACUUUAAGUGAAGUACUGAAGACGGCUGCUGGGGCAGGAAAGAAAGGGAAAGGAGCUGGAACCAAGACUGCAAGAAGCCUGCUUACCAUGAGAUUUGCAGUGCAAAUGCUGAAAGCUCUCUACAGUGAUUCCAUUCCAAGCCACCAAGAAAGUUUAGCAAUUCUGCGACAGAACACCGAUUUUGUAAAGUUUGUUGUGAAUGUUGCUAUGCAGAAGCUGCAGCAGAUAAAUGACCAGGGAAAAUGUGAUGGAGUGGAGGGAGAGAACAAGGAAAAACUUUUCACUUACUGCUGUACUAUGGCCAGGGUAUUUCUGCAAGAAUCUACCACCUACCUUGAAAGCCCUGGCAGAGAGAAUAAGAAGGAGAAAGGAAGACGACUAUCAGACAUGCACUUAGAGGCAUUUGCAACUAUUGUCAACAUCAUUUGUACUAGAUAUGAAGAAAAUCUGCCAGAAUUCCUACGAGCGAUAGACAUAAAUCUAGCUGGAGAUGCUGAAGACAUGGAUGAGGAAGACUUGAUGUACAUGCAUUGCAAGAAAAUUCAACGUCUUGUGAUGUGUGUGAUAGAGGCUGGUGAUGAGGAUGACCGGUCAGUCAAAGAUAUUAUACCUUUAAUAAACAUCCUGGGUCAACUGGGAAAACAUCUGAAACCUGACAGGGAGCAGUUUACACAGUUCCGUUCAUGGAUAAACAGACUCUGUGCUGAACAAAAUAUAGAUGAUGUGAGCGUGGUGAAGGUACUGCUCAGUCUGCAGUUUAAGAUCUUGUGCCAUGUAGAAGCCCUGCCUUCACUGAUCAGAGAUUUUUCUCAGGAUAUUCACAGCCAGCUUGGGGAUAUAGACCAGGAAGUCGAAGUAGAAAAGAGAACUCAUUAUGCCAUUGUGAACCAGCACACAGCUGCCCCCUGUGUACUAAACCUUGUCCUUCAUCAGAUAGAGAGUGAGUUAGAUCACACAGACUGGGUGAUCAGCAGACUCAAGGCAGAACUUCAGGCCAGUGUAGAUAGCAGUGCAGGUCUUACCCAGAGAGAAAGCCUCGAGAAGAAUGUAUGUGGCAGACUUGGUGUGUUCAUUACUGCCUUCCAUGAACUGGUGCAGUCAGCAGUGCCCCCUGGUGGGUGUGUAGAGGGACUGCUCAAAGAAAUCACCAAAAUGUAUGAAGUUUUGGCAGCCCUUACUAAGUUUUAUCUAAGCAUGUACACCCAAAGAGCAGGACAUAUGUCUGCCAGGUUUGAGAAGCUGGUCAAAUUAUCGGGGACAUACCUCACGCAGCAAGUCUAUGCUAUGAUCACAUUUAUACAGGCAUCCCAGGCAGAGCAGCUGCAGCAAGGAGGACCAAAGAAGGAUAAGAAAAAAAAUGGUUCAGCAUCUGUACAAGUUGGGAAGGCAAGAGUUUUGAAGGAAAGCAAGUUUAUUCCAAAUUUGAUUUUCUCCAUUGAACAAUAUGAGAAGUUUCUGAUACAACUGACAAAGAAGUCAAAAGUGAACCUAAUGGAGCACAUCAAGCUGACCACUUCUCGCGACUUCCGUAUUAACACAGCUGCUCUGGAGACAGCCAUGGAGCACCAGUCCAGCAGUGAUAAUGAUACAGAGGAGGAAAAUACACCUUCAGAGGAAGAUGAAGAAAAUGAGCCACCAAAUAAAAAAACAAAAGUAAUCAAAGAAGAUGGACAGGCAAAGAAACCAAAAUUAUCCAAGCUCAGCAGAGGGAAGAAGGUUGUGAAACAUUCAUCAUAAAGAAUUUUUAACUAUGCUGUCAAGAUUUUCUGUUUAAUGAUUAGCACAAUAUGUUUUAUAAUUAUUGUUUGUUAAUGAUUUGUAAUUAGCAAAAAAAAAAAAUGAUAUGGGAUAUUGUAUGCUUUUAAACAGAUUUUAAUUCAAAUCAUCUGUGAAGUACUGAAAUAGCAAAAUGUUGAAUUAUAUGGACUUGUUAUAUCAGCAUUGAUAACUCUCAACAGCACAUUGUUUGUACUUUAUCAGUUGUAUGCAGUUGUUGAUUUAAAAAGUAAACCCAGUGCCACAUUGAUAUAGAAACUUACAAUUGUUAUUAAACAAACUUAGAACAUGAACUGUUAUGAUCUUGAAGUAAAAUGGCUCAAGAUUUAAAUUCGGUAUCAUUUAAAUACCUAUCCCUGUUUCUUUACCGAAGUGAUUCCCAGUCCUAAAAUGCACCAGAGAAAAUUUAGAACAAGUAAAUUGGUCUGAAGUAUGACCUCAAAAGUUCAAAGUAUUUCCCCAUAUUUCUUUGCUUUAAAUGGUAAAACCAGUGGCAGAAAUUAAAAAUGAUUGUGGUAAUAAUAUGUGAAAGGAGUACCUUAUGGACUCGUGAAACUUUCUGACUUCUGUUACGUAGAUAGAUAUUCGAUUCGUUUUUCAAAAAUAAAAGUGGCCCU
This is a messenger RNA of Lingula anatina, 4841 nucleotides long. Its product is annotated as Fanconi anemia group I protein. Gene Ontology annotation, molecular function: DNA polymerase binding. The record is from RefSeq and is a predicted model, not a curated record. Gene Ontology annotation, biological process: DNA repair. Lineage: Eukaryota; Metazoa; Brachiopoda; Lingulata; Lingulida; Lingulidae.